AUGGCCCCGGAAGUUCAAAUUGCUUCUAACCUGGACCAAGGCUCCAUCAACAGUGGUAUUUUUAAGAGCCUCGUCAAGAGCAUAAAUACGCUGGCUUCGAGUCCCGACUUCCGCGCCAUAUCUUCCAUCUGUGAUGAGAUCACUCAUCUACGACAACAGCUACAGGAAAAAGAUGAAAGCCUAAUCAAAAAGGAAACGGCCAUUUCUGAAAUGUUUGCCGCUAAUGAGAGAGAAAAGGCGAAGCAAAGAGAGACCGACUUGCAGGUGGAAUCCCUCAUGAAGACGAUCCAGAAGAAAGAAGACGCUCUCGUGAAACAAUCCGAAGAGACGAAGAAGCUCCAAGUGCAGAUUAACGAGGCCAAAUCUACUGCCGUGGAGGAAGCGAAGAAUCUCGCGCGGUACAGGGAAGACAUCAAUGCCCUACAGAAGAAAUUGAAGGACUGCGAAAAGAGCGUCGACAAGAUAAAGGGGGACAAUUCGAAUCUCAAGGAAACACUGUCGGCGACGAUGAAGAAGAAUAAAGAGCUGGAGAGUGAGAAGCGUUCACUGAGCAAGACUCUAGAAGAUACCCAGAAACGUCUUCAAACCCUGGAAGGUUUCACUGUCAAACGGCCAGACGUGAAAGAAGAACAGAUAGUCGAUGGCUUCGCAAAUCUCUGGGUUCAUGCUGCAAAAGAGGUAUACUCCCAUCUGGUGAAGGAUUUCAAGGAGGAAGUCCUGCAGGACAGUAAGCUCUGGGUCGAAUUUCGAACGAAAACCGAUCUCAAACUGAGACACCAUGUACCCCUUCACGCUUCAAACUCUCCAUCGGCAAAGAUAAUGCGUCUUGCAGUCAUCCUAGGCAUCCUGUCGAGGGAGAUCGACAAGCACAUUUUCCAGCCGACGUAUAUUCUGUCGGAUGAUGAAAAUGCUCAGCUUCGACACAUCCUCAACUACCUUGCAGAGAGUGAGCAUGAAAAGGAAUAUUUCUGCCGAUCGAUGCUUCUCUCUAUUGAUUCCGACACGAAGAAGACGCUACAUUCGAAGACUCAGCUCAUUGUCCGGACCGUGUCAUCGUACCUCUACGACUUCCUCUCGGAAACCCAGUACGGUGACCUGAGGACAAGCCUGGAAAAGGUCGUGAAAGAGGCUAUCGACGUUUGGUCGCCUAUUCAGCGGUCUGAGAAGAGAUAUGAGCCUGACUUCGAGCCUCUCCAGUGGAAAGACGAUGAAUGGGAGCUAUUCGAUAUUCUGGGACGAGAUUCGUCUGAGUAUCAGAGUGUCCAGGGUGUUUCAGACGACGUCCUGCUCACUGUGUUUCCGCGUAUCUCUUCGGUGAGAGGUCGCGAGCGUGUGCCAUUGACCUAUGUGGUACAGCUCAGGAAGGCUCAGAAGAUGUGCAUUAGGGCUCAGGAGGAGAUGAAUCAGAUACCGGCUAGCCCAACUGCUGGCCGAAGGGCGUCAAACCGUUCGAGGAGAAGGUCUAUUGCUCAAGCCAACGGUCACCCAAACGGGGCUGUUUUAAAAAACGCUUCGUGA
Molecule: messenger RNA, 1518 nt
Organism: Monascus purpureus
Lineage: Eukaryota; Fungi; Ascomycota; Eurotiomycetes; Eurotiales; Aspergillaceae
Source: the annotation of a GenBank genome assembly